AUGGACUCAAGUGCCUUACGGCCUCUCGAUGAAUCACUACUCCGCGAACUCCCUCAACUCUCUCUCCGUAUCGCCCCUCUACGAGAACCAGUAUCCUCACGAACCCUAAGCGCCCCAUCGCCGCUCGAACCCAAUGCCAGUGGGGCACGGGACUCGAAUAAUGUCUCCAAUUCAACCAGCAAUAGUGGGAAGAUCCCUGCAAAUGCAAAAGCAGGCCUGCCCACAGUUACAGAAUUUCUGAAUGCUGCACGCAUUAAGAAAACUGAACUGUCUGCAGACUCUCAGUCAAAUGUGGAACGUCCUCCGAGGCCGAUACUUCCUGCUUUUGUGAAUCUGCGUGCCCUAGAAAAGUUUCCUUUCUCGUCAUCCUUCGACGAUGACGCCCUGCAAGGGCCCCGAAAGCGUCGACGCCGAGACCCACAGGCAGAUUCAUUCAGCGAGCAUCUACAAUUGCCUAUCCCCCAGUCCCAAAAGGAGCAACGGCCUCCUCCAUUUGGGCCAUUCGCUAUUUUGAAUGGAUUGAAUGAGCCUCCACCCAAUGCUGCCCUUCUUCCACCCAUUGAGGCUGGGUCUAAUAUCUCUCAGCUUUUGACUAAGCCCUCAGGAGGCGAUGCUCCUGUUGACCCUGGGGCGUUAGUUUCAGCUCAUGUCGCGACCUCAGAUGGCCAGCCUGCGGAAAAACGAGAUGAUAGACUCGAAGAAAUCGUCGGAACAUCUCUUAAUGUGGAUGAAGACAAUGACCAUACUGAUAAUAAUGAAAAUGUUGAAAGAACUAACCCAGUGGAUCCUACUGAGAUUAUCCCAGCUGUUAGUGAAGCAGAGAUAUCCAAUCCCAGCAAGGCAUUGCCACUUCCCCCUGGAGAAGAGGCGCCAAUGUCUCCUAAAACUCGCGGCCGGUCCCGUAAGAACAUGAGAAAGUGGACCGAAGAAGAGACGACUACUUUACUUCGAGGCGUGGUCAAAUGUGGGAUUGGCAACUGGACUGCUAUUUUAGCUCAACCAGAACUGGAGUUUAACCAGCGAACUGCCUCAAAUUUGAAAGACAGAUUCCGAGUCUUAUGUCCAUGGGCGUACCGCGCAUCCGAUCCUAACGAGGCUGCGAAACGACUUCAUGACACCCUCGCUAACGCCCUACUCAAAGCCAAAGCAGAGGGCUCUGACGAAAAACCCGGCAAAAUCCACCCCUCCCAGCUAAUGCCCUCCAAUAAACGCUCCAAGCCAAAGUCUGGAGCAGAAAGCCCGGGUUACAAUCCACAGGAACCCUCUAUCCCAAGUACCAUCUUAUCCACCCCCGACACAAAUCCGGGGUGUAAUAGCAUUCCCCAAGCGCAGUCGCCUUCUUCAGGGAAUAGCACACCCGCUCUUUCAAACAACCCCAAUACAACGCUAGCAUCUCUUGGAAUCCCCGAACCACACGUCACAAAAUCCAAACGUCGCUCUCGCCGACCCUUCACAACCGCCGAAGAUGAAGCCCUCCUCAAAGGCUACGCCGUGCACGGCUUCCAAUGGACCCUAAUUCAGCAAGAUGCACGAUUAAACCUAAGCCACCGCAAAGCGACAGACCUCCGCGACCGCUUCAGAACCAAGUUCCCACACGCCUAUCGCGAUGGUGGUUCUGUCAGCGGCAAAGCCCUUACCAACCAAAACCAGGCCCAGGAGUCCGCUGCAGGUGCGUCAACACCUCGCCCCCAUCCUACCAGCACCGAACAAUCUCCAAGCAAGGUCUAUGCCAUGACUCCAACCCCGACUCCGGCUACUUCCCGCAACUCAGUGUCGAGGAGUCGACACGCUACUACCCCUUCGCAGUCAAAUCUCGCCCAGAUUGACCCUGCGCUUUUGCCCCCACCUCCACAGGGAUUCUUGGAGCACUCGAUGUAUCUUCCUCCCGCUGCUUCGGGUGUGCUUGCUUUCUCUUUGGAGGAUGGUUCUGGGGCGGGCGGUUCUACGGUGGAGACACCGUGGGAAGAUAAUACCCUUGCUCCUAUGAUUUGGGAUGAAUUGACCUAA
This is a messenger RNA of Penicillium griseofulvum, 2007 nucleotides long. RefSeq names its product telomere repeat binding factor family protein. Lineage: Eukaryota; Fungi; Ascomycota; Eurotiomycetes; Eurotiales; Aspergillaceae. Bases 1 to 2007 code for a protein of 668 amino acids. The transcript is spliced from 3 exons. The record is from RefSeq and is a predicted model, not a curated record.